AGCACCACCGGGUGAGAGCGAAGGAGACACCGACAGAGACACACAGAGACUCACCAAACCUUCACCAGACCACUGAUCCACACCUGCAGCCGGGCUAUCACUUUCAAGGCUCUUUCUCUUGGACUCCUCUUUCCUCUCUCUCUCCAUCUGUCGCUCCUGAUCAUGUGGAAGGCUGCAGUGUUGACGUUUGGCCUGUUGGUGGCGCUGGUGGGUAUGGUGCAGGCUGCAGAGGGCCACUCUAACUCUAUCUACGGGGUGAAGCUGUGCGGGAGAGAGUUUAUACGGGCCGUCAUCUUCACCUGCGGAGGAUCGCGUUGGAGGAGAGGAGUGGGCGAUGCAGGUGACAUCUCCAUUGACGAGGAGACUGAGGCCUACAGCCCAUGGAGCUCCAACGCCAUCCCCGGCCUCGCCAGCAAGCAGCGUCCAGGAUUGGAGGCCCAGGGCUGGGCAGGCGAGGUCAGGGUGGGGGACUCUGCCGCUGCUGUGUUCAGUCGUUUGGCUCGCUCGCCCAUGUCAGAGGAAGUGCUAGAGGCGCUGCGCAGCACGGACAGGAAGGGGCGGGAUGUCGUGGUGGGCCUCUCCAACGCCUGCUGCAAGUGGGGCUGCAGCAAGAGCGAGAUCAGCUCCCUCUGUUGAGCACUACCAACACCUCUCAUUUUCAUCCCUCCAUCCCCUCGUCCCUCUGCUCAGCUCUUCUAGCUCUCCUCCUACAUCACCCCAUCGCUCAUCCCUCUGCUCAGCUCUUCUAGCUCUCCUCCUACAUCACCCCAUCUCUCAUCCCUCUGCUCAGCUCUUCUACCUCUCCUCCUACAUCACCCCAUCUCUCAUCACUCUGCUCAGCUCUUCUACCUCUCCUCCUACAUCACCCCAUCUCUCAUCACUCUGCUCAGCUCUUCUACCUCUCCUCCUACAUCACCCCAUCUCUCAUCACUCUGCUCAGCUCUUCUAGCUCUCCUCCUACAUCACCCCAUCUCUCAUCACUCUGCUCAGCUCUUCUAGCUCUCCUCCUACAUCACCCCAUCGCUCAUCCCUCUGCUCAGCUCUUCUACCUCUCCUCCUACAUCACCCCAUCUCUCAUCACUCUGCUCAGCUCUUCUACCUCUCCUCCUACAUCACCCCAUCUCUCAUCACUCUGCUCAGCUCUUCUACCUCUCCUCCUACAUCACCCCAUCUCUCAUCACUCUGCUCAGCUCUUCUAGCUCUCCUCCUACAUCACCCCAUCUCUCAUCACUCUGCUCAGCUCUUCUAGCUCUCCUCCUACAUCACCCCAUCUCUCAUCACUCUGCUCAGCUCUUCUAGCUCUCCUCCUACAUCACCCCAUCGCUCAUCCCUCUGCUCAGCUCUUCUACCUCUCCUCCUACAUCACCCCAUCUCUCAUCACUCUGCUCAGCUCUUCUAGCUCUCCUCCUACAUCACCCCAUCUCUCAUCACUCUGCUCAGCUCUUCUACCUCUCCUCCUACAUCACCCCAUCUCUCGUGCCUCUGCUCAGCUCUUCUACCUCUCCUCCUACAUCACCCCAUCUCUCAUCACUCUGCUCAGCUCUUCUACCUCUCCUCCUACAUCACCCCAUCUCUCGUGCCUCUCCUCCUACAUCACCCCAUCUCUCGUGCCUCUCCUCCUACAUCACCCCAUCUCUCGUGCCUCUGCUCAGCUCUUCUACCUCUCCUCCUACAUCACCCCAUCUCUCGUGCCUCUGCUCAGCUCUUCUACCUCUCCUCCUACAUCACCCCAUCUCUCGUGCCUCUGCUCAGCUCUUCUACCUCUCCUCCUACAUCACCCCAUCUCUCGUGCCUCUGCUCUAUCCAUUCUACUUUCAUUCUUCUGGCCAUCUCCAUCUCUCACUAACAAUCCCUUCAUUCCUGCCUGUCUUCCUCCUCUGUCCCCAAAAUGUCUUGCCUUCUCUCCUUCCCUCUAGCCCUCCAUCCCUCCACUUUUCUAUCCCUCCAUUCCUCCUGCCUCUUCUCCUUCUCCUGGAUAAUUUUGUCGAUAAUUCAGGGUCUCCUGACUGUGAGACUGUUAAAAGAAAAGGUUACACAGCAGCGCGAGUAAAGACAUUCUUUGACCAUGCAUGUA
Molecule: messenger RNA, 2074 nt
Organism: Salmo salar (Atlantic salmon)
Lineage: Eukaryota; Metazoa; Chordata; Actinopteri; Salmoniformes; Salmonidae
Source: RefSeq, a predicted model, not a curated record